AUGCCUCGUGGAAACGAAACCGCCUCUAAGAUGUACUACAAGGGUAGCUCCGAAGACUUCAUUGUCUUCGUUGAUGACCUUGAGAUCCUCCAGAAGUGGAAGAACGACCGCAGCAUCGCUCUGGCCGAUGUCCUUAACGGCUGGAAGAUCUUCGUGACUCACUCCCAUGGUGCCCAGGGUGUCCUCGAUACCGCCAGCAAGGCCGCUCUCCAAAACGAGUUCGGCACAACCGAUGAGGAUGCCAUCAUGGUCAAGAUCCUCGAGGGCGGCGAGUUCCAGGCUGCUACUGCACGCGAGCGUCAGGGCGGCAAGAACGACUCCAAGGGAGCUAUGGGCACCUCUCGCUAA
Penicillium brevicompactum is the source of this 348-nucleotide messenger RNA. RefSeq names its product SBDS family protein. Lineage: Eukaryota; Fungi; Ascomycota; Eurotiomycetes; Eurotiales; Aspergillaceae. The transcript is spliced from 3 exons. The record is from RefSeq and is a predicted model, not a curated record. The coding region runs from base 1 to 348 and encodes 115 amino acids.